GGACUUACCCCAUCCGUCAUAUGUAUUCUGUCUCAGCUGGUCUCUUUGCUCUCCUUAUUAAUAGCAUCCUAUCCUCGAAGGUGAAGCAAUAAAGAAAGAGAGGCAAAGAAGAAAUAAAAUAAUGGGGAGGGGGAAAGUGGAGCUGAAGAGGAUUGAGAACAAGAUCAACCGCCAGGUGACCUUCUCCAAGAGAAGAAAUGGGCUCCUAAAGAAGGCUUAUGAGUUGUCGAUUCUUUGCGAUGCCGAGGUCGCCCUCAUCAUCUUCUCCGGUCGUGGAAAGCUCUAUGAGUUCGGCAGCGUCGGGAUAAGCAAAACUAUCGAGCGAUAUCAAAGUUGCCAUUAUGCUUCUCAAGAUGAUACUAUAGAUGAACAUGGGACACAGAACUGGUACCAUGAAUUCUCAAAGCUGAAGGCAAAAUAUGAGUCCCUGCAGCGCAGACAAAGGCAUCUGCUAGGAGAAGAUCUUGGGACCUUGAGUGUGAAAGAAUUGCAGCAACUAGAACGGCAACUUGAAUCAGCUCUGUCACGAACUCGGCAAAGGAGGGUAGUGGCUGAUACACAGAUAAUGCUGGACCAGAUGGAAGAACUUCGGAAAAAAGAGCGUCAUUUGGAAGACAUCAACAGGCAGCUCAAAAAUAAGCUUGAGGUUGGAGGAUACUCCUUCAGAGCCAUUCAAGGAUCUUUGGAAUCUAAUGCCAUGAUUGCAGGCAAUCCAUUCCCUUUGCAUCAUUCUCAGUCCAACACGAUGGUCUGCGAACCUGCUCUACAAACAGGGUAUCACCACUUUUUCCCUCCUGAAACAGCUAUCUCAAGUAACAGUGCUGCGGAGAAUAAUUUCAUGCAGGGAUGGCUCUUUGAACUGAAUGGACAUGAUCCCUGAUGUUAGACAUAAGGUAUCAAGACCAGUAUUUAAAGACUGAGAUGCUUUCCUGAUGAAAAUAAUGAUUUAAAUUUUUAAUCAGUUGUUUGUUUGCUAAAGCUAGACUUCAGUAUUGUGUUGUGUCCGUCAUAAAUCUUUAAGCAAUUGUUUAUUUGCUUAAUCUGAACUUCAGUAUUGUGUUGUAUCUUCAUAAGUAUAUCAAAUUUGUGUAGUUAUAUGCACAUGCUCACUGUAUAAAUGUUGGCUUUGUAAUAAUUUUCUUGCGAAGAGGUGAUGUAGUAAUUAAACCAUAAAA
Molecule: messenger RNA, 1175 nt
Organism: Elaeis guineensis (African oil palm)
Lineage: Eukaryota; Viridiplantae; Streptophyta; Magnoliopsida; Arecales; Arecaceae
Source: RefSeq, a predicted model, not a curated record